This is a messenger RNA of Colletotrichum destructivum, 261 nucleotides long. RefSeq lists its product as uncharacterized. The coding region runs from base 1 to 261 and encodes 86 amino acids. Lineage: Eukaryota; Fungi; Ascomycota; Sordariomycetes; Glomerellales; Glomerellaceae. The record is from RefSeq and is a predicted model, not a curated record. The transcript is spliced from 2 exons.
AUGGCUGCCUUCCGGCCAAUCGAUAUGGCAGUCUCUAAGCCAAAGUCUCGCGCCAUUUGCGCUCCUGAAUCUCAACGCGCCGACUUCAUCAUCUUCCACGCUGUUUAUUAUCCGAUCACUAACGAGGCAUUUGCGAAGACUAUUAAGUGGCUCGCAGUCUACGCCGAACCCUCGGUUGAUGAUAACAUUUUCCUCGAGUUGCUCCAGAACAGAAAUCCCCGAGACCCUCUACCCAACCAGGAACUCUGGAUUCGGUAUUAG